Archocentrus centrarchus (flier cichlid) is the source of this 2217-nucleotide messenger RNA. Its product is annotated as flotillin-2. Gene Ontology annotation, biological process: protein localization to plasma membrane; regulation of myoblast differentiation. The transcript is spliced from 11 exons. Gene Ontology annotation, molecular function: protease binding. Lineage: Eukaryota; Metazoa; Chordata; Actinopteri; Cichliformes; Cichlidae. Gene Ontology annotation, cellular component: cytoplasmic vesicle; plasma membrane; flotillin complex. The coding region runs from base 163 to 1443 and encodes 426 amino acids. The record is from RefSeq and is a predicted model, not a curated record.
GGCUGCGUUGUUGUUGCUGUGGUGCUGAACGUGAAGGCUCUUUAAACACACGAUUCGCGCUCAUUUAAAACCCCAGAUAACGCCAUCACCGUCACCAUCUUCACCUCCGUGACGGACUCCGUGUGUGCCGUUUCUUCCCGUUCCUCUUCAUCCUGAGUCAGCAUGGGAAGCUGCCUAACUGUGGGGCCAAACGAAGCGUUGGUGGUCUCUGGUGGUUGUUGUGGCUCUGAUGAUAAAAUCUACGUGGUGGGAGGAUGGGCCUGGGCUUGGUGGCUCAUCUCAGACGCCCAAAGGCUAAGCCUGGAGAUAAUGACUCUGCAGCCACGAUGUGAGGAUGUGGAGACAGCAGAAGGAGUAGCCAUCACUGUCACAGGGGUGGCUCAGGUGAAAGUGAUGACGGAGCAGGACCUGCUGGCUGUAGCGUGUGAGCAGUUUCUGGGUAAAUCAAUCAUGGAGAUCAAAGGUGUGCUGCUGCAGACUUUGGAGGGACAUCUGCGCUCCAUUCUAGGUACUCUGACGGUGGAGCAGAUCUAUCAGGACAGGGAUCAGUUUGCCAAACUGGUGAGGGACGUAGCAGCUCCUGACGUUGGCAGGAUGGGCAUUGAGAUUCUGAGCUUUACCAUUAAGGAUGUGUAUGAUAAACUGGACUACCUGAGCUCCCUUGGGAAGACCCAGAUUGCAGCCGUCCAGAGGGAUGCAGACAUUGGUGUCGCCGAGGCAGAGAGGGAUGCUGGGAUACGGGAAGCAGAAUGCAAGAAGGAGAUGAUGGAUGUUAAAUUCCAGGCCGACACCAAGAUGGCCGACUCCAAACGAGAGCUGGAGUUGCAGAAAGCUUCGUUCAACCAAGAAGUCAAUGCAAGGAAAGCAGAGGCCCAGCUGGCAUAUGAGCUGCAGGCUGCCAAAGAGCAGCAGAAGAUCCGGCUGGAGGAGAUUGAGAUCCAAGUGGUACAGAGGAAGAAAGAGAUCACGAUUGAGGAGAAGGAGAUUGACCGGACAGACAAAGAGCUCAUCGCCACUGUGAAGAGGCCUGCUGAGGCUGAGGCCUAUAAAAUGCAGCAGCUGGCUGAGGGCGAGAAACUGAAGAAAGUGCUGAUUGCCCAGGCCGAGGCAGAGACGAUCAAAAAGCUCGGUGAGGCGGAGGCUUGCUCCAUCAAAGCGGUGGGAAAGGCGGAGGCAGAGAAGAUGAGGCUGAAGGCCGAGGCCUACGAGCAGUACGGAGAGGCAGCUAAGACCGCUCUGGUCCUCGAGGCCCUGCCUAAGAUUGCUUCCAAAGUGGCCGCGCCCUUAGCCAAGACGAAUGAGAUCGUCAUUCUUAGUGGGGAGGGCAGCCGCGUGACGGGCGAGGUGAACCGGCUUUUGGCUGAACUUCCUGUGUCUGUCAAUGCGCUCACUGGAGUGGAUUUGUCAAAGAUCCCUCUGUUGCAGAAGGUGACCAGCUCUUAAGCCUGAGAACUGAAGACUACACAUGAUUCCAGUCUCUGUAUGCACUCUCAUAGACUGCCUUUACUACACUUGAAGAUUUUUGUUGUUUUAUACGUAUACUCUGUAUACCAAGUGAAUUUUGGAAACCUCUGGUGCCUUACUUUAUACAGGACCAGAAAAUCUGCAUGCACUGCUGCUCAUUCAAAGAUUUAUUUUCUGUUUAAACUGGAAUAUUUUGUGAUUUAUAUUUAUUUGAUGUGUUUGAAUUGUAUUUAUUGGCUGGCUUGUAUAAAACAUAAAUGAACAAGAGUGCUGAUAUUAGACUGAAAGCUGAAGCAGGUUAUAUUUGUUAUUUAUUAUAUCAUAACACCUACUCUUUGGUAAUUAUACACUGAGGCCAGUUUGUACACUUUGUGUGUUUCAGGCCUUUUGUUAAGUUGCAUACCUCUUUCUUGUGAGACGUCUGUAUCCCUGGAUAAUCUCAGUCUUUUCCCUGUAUGUGCUACAUGUUGUAAUUUUUACCAAACACUGUUUUGUGUCUCAGAAGUUGAGACAAAGGUGCUCUCAGUCUGAAAAAAAAGAAGCCACCUUGAACUGCUCAAAUUUCCACCUUCGAUCUGUUUUUGUUUCCCUCUGAAUGAAGUUUGAUUCUCCACAAACUGUCGAUCUGAAGCAUGACACAUUUUACUGUCAUUUAUAUGCUGACAUGGAAACGGGUAGCAAAUCCUUGUGCUAAUGUGGUUAGCUUGUAAUGUGUGUGACCUUUUAUUUAUGUAUGUAUUUAUGUAUGUAUGU